GGGAUGGGGAGGAGCUCACAGCAGCACCUGCUGCUCCGUGAGGACAGUAACUACAGAACGAUUCGAGCGUUCAUGUAAUAGUCUCCAAAACACCAGAAAAAGUCGCUAGAUUUGUCGCUAGUCGCUUUUGACAAAAAAAAAAAAAGUCGCCAGGAGGCCUUGGAAAAUCGCCAGAUUUAGCGAGAAAGUCGUCGAGUUGGCAACACUGGGUCGGGGUCUCUGCAAGUCAGUUCCCUGCGGCCUCACGGGCGGGCUUUUAUUUUGAAGGCAGACGUCAUCAAAGCGUGCGUCCAACCUUCUGCAGGAAGUUGACAGCGUGGAGGGGCUGGAGACUGAUAUAAAAGAGACAUUAAUGAGCUCGGGAGCGGCAGAGACAUGUUUUACCAAAAGUAAACACCGUUAACGUGCAUGAACGGAGCAGGUGUGGUUCAUCUGACGGCUCCUUCCAGUGAACUGACCGCAGACAGCUGGUUGGCGGGUUGUCCCCUUAGAGACAGCUUCUUCUUCUGUGGUGUCAGAGGACAUGAUGUGGAAGUGCAGCCCGUGGGCUCUUCUGCCUCCUGCCUACUCCAUCUGCACCGCUGCUGGACUCUGGCUGGUAUACUUUGUGGCUGUUUACAGUGAGACUGUACUACCUCUGAGCUCUCAGUCCAGGAUGACCAAUGAAUCCAAAUAUCCUGCCUUCAUCAGUGUUGCAGGAAACUUCCCACCGGCCAGCUGCAUCUUCAGCGGGGUCAUGAACAUGGCAGCGUUUGUGGGGUUGAUCAUUGUCGUCCUCAGAUACCUUCAGCUGAAAAAAACACUUGACAAUUCAUGGCUGAACUUCGGCAGUCUGCUGAGUUUCUCUGUCGGCUGCUUCGGGAUGACACUGAUAGGAAACUUCCAGUUAUUCAACCAGAUGAUGAUUCACAACUCAGGCACCUUGAUGACGUUUGGCCUAGGCUGUCUGUUCUGCUGGGUUCAGUCCUACCUCACACUGAGAGCUAACCUGAGGAACGAGGGGAGGAGGACCGCCAUCGCUCGCUUCCUGCUAUCUGCAGUCAUCACUCUCUGCAUCGUAAUCAAAUACAGCUUCGCUGCAGCUUCCUGUCUUCUGGAUGCAGCACGAUGCCAGUGGGCACUGGUCAUGUUCUUCCUCAUGUUCAUCGGCACAUUCGGCAUUGAGUUUCGUCACAGCAGCUUUGAGAUCGUGUGCACGAACACGCCAAGGCAUCCCGUCAGACAGUCUGAGAUGUCUGAAGAGUCCAGGCAGCAGCUGGAGCAGCUGUCAGAGCUUUAGCACUGACAUCCUCAGGUCCAACUACAGGAACAUAUUCAUUAAACCUGAGGAAGCUGUAAAUGUUUCUUAGUAAGUCAGUUUCACCAGCAUUUCCUGUAGUAAAAUAGGCUUGUCUGCAUGUUUGAAUGUUGCAUAUUUUCCAUCUUUAAGCAUUUAAAGAUUGCAGUUCUGGUCAAAACCAAACAUAAUGAAGUCUAAAUUCUGAUAUUGCACCUUUUUAAAUGUGAAUAUUUAUUUAUUUUUCUUUCCCCUUCUAUGUAUUUUGGACAAAGCAAGAAAUUGAACAUCUUGAGCUUGGGACACUUCUAUCAAUUUUCUGAUGAUUUAUGAACCAGACCACCAAUUGUUUUAUUUAAAAAAUAAUCAACAAAUGAAUCUAACGACUUUCAAAUCCAAGUUAAGAACUUACCUGUUUAUUUUAGCUGUUUGUUUCUUGUACUCCUGUCUGUGUUCUCUGUGAAGCCGUUGCAUGUAAAAUACACUAUAUAAACACAUUUUAUAUUGCUAAGUCUUUCAUUGUUUGAUCUGGGGAAUUUUGAUACUUCUUUUUAAACCUGACUUCUAGAUUACGUAUUUUUGUAACUUUUCAAGUGGUUUAGUUUUGAACUGUAUGAAUCUUUAAAUGCUAUGGCUUAUGUAUUCACAGAACCAAAUCGAUAUCAAUAAAGCAACAGUUUAUUCUGCAA
Amphiprion ocellaris (clown anemonefish) is the source of this 1965-nucleotide messenger RNA. It is a transcript of the gene tmem150c, whose product is annotated as transmembrane protein 150C. Lineage: Eukaryota; Metazoa; Chordata; Actinopteri; Pomacentridae. The record is from RefSeq and is a predicted model, not a curated record. The coding region runs from base 524 to 1279 and encodes 251 amino acids. The transcript is spliced from 8 exons.